AUGAAGGGUUUCACCAAGAGCGCCGGAUAUCUUGCGUUAUUAGCAGCGCUGGUCAGCGAGACCAUCGCUCUGCCAGUUCAAGAUGCGCCGCUAAGAAUCGAGUGGCGAUCCCUGUCAAGCGCCGCAAAAGCAGACUACAUCAGCGCAGUAAAGUGCUUAGAUGGGUUGCCGUCAAAGAUCGGUCUCAAAUCGUCGCGAUACAACGACUUCCCCUAUGUCCAUGCGCAGCUCAACAAUGAAAUUCAUUUUGUCGCUCAAUUCCUCCCCUGGCAUCGGUACUUUGUACACAUCUAUGAGACAGCCUUGAGAGAUGAGUGCAGGUACACAGGCCCAAUGACCUACUGGGACUGGACCCUUGACUCUGAAGACAUGUCUAAGAGCCCCGUUUUCUCCAACGACACCACCAUCGGAUUCGGAGGAAACGGCCUGAAUGGCGGUUUAGUCUCGCCAACGCGACCGAACCCGUUGACCAUGUGCGUAAUUGACGGGGCUUUCGCCAACUUUACCGUAUCUUACUACACAACGACAGCGCUCUCGCAUUGUCUGAAUCGCGGUUUCAAUGACGGUAUUGGGGUGAAUGCCGGCCCUUACGAAGGCGGCUUGUACUCGCCCGAGAAGAUCUCAGGAAUCAUCAAAACCUCUAGCAACUUUUCUACAUUCGCGACUACUUUGGAAAACGGGCCCCACGGCGCGAUUCACUCAGCCGUUGGAGGAGACCUGUUCCCUUCGACAUCUCCAAACGACCCCUUGUUCUUCCUCCACCAUGUGCAGAUCGACAGACUUUGGUGGCUUUGGCAGCAGGCUGAUCUCACAAAUCGGAUGCUGGACUUCUCGGGACGAAGGAACCUGCCCUCGGGGGAAGCUGAUACCCGGCCAGCGUCUCUGAACGACACGCUGCCAACGCUUGGCUUGGCGGCCGAUAUCCCCAUUCAACAAGUCAUGUCAACAACGACAGACUUGCUGUAUUACAAAGCUCAGGACGUCAAGAUGAUCUGCUCUUGUUGUCGCCACGUCCUUGAGCUCAGGAAGGACUACGCGCUGACCAGUAACGAGCGAGACGGCGCGGAUCACCUCAUACCGCAUCACCGCGAUAGCACAAGUCUGACGGCCUCUGUGGACGCUGGAUGUUAUAUUUGCAAUCGGCUUUGGGCCGCUCUGGAUAUCGAAGAGCGAUGCAAGGUCAGGCAGUCAAAUGGUGAACCGACGAAACGAAAGACUCCAGCAACCGAGUCACCUCUCACCUCGGUGUUUUGGGAAGACGGAGCAGCACUCGCAUAUCCCCGCGCCUUUUUACUACAACUCACUUUUGACCGAGGCAAAUGGUACCCCAGCCGCCUCCUAGAUACAGGACCUCUAGACCAGGAGAGCUCAAGUUGCCGACUCGUCCUACCGAACAUCACCCCUGUCCAAGGCUCUUACGCGACACUCAGUCAUUGUUGGGGUACGAAGGAGUCUUUCAACCUUACAACAAGCAACUACGCACAACUACAGCAGGAAAUCGCAUUCGACACCCUCCCUCCCCUGUACCGUGACGCCAUGGAAACGAGUCGUCGCCUUAACAUUCGGUACCUGUGGAUCGACUCCCUGUGUAUUAUUCAGCACGGUGAUGACUUCGUUGACUGGAAACAAGAAUCAAUGCACAUGGACAAGAUCUACUCGGGGUCCUUUGUCAACAUUUCAGCUGCCGAUGCCCCAGACGCGAACCACUCCCUCUUUUACGACCGCAAUCCCGAUGCUCUGUGUCCGCAGAUUGUAGAGCUUCCUGUUGGUUCACAAACUAAUCGCUUUCUCUUGAUGGACUACAACUUCUGGAGGACAGAAGUUUCCAGCGCGGUCAUCAACACAAGAGCCUGGGUGCUCCAAGAGAGACUCCUCUCCCCUAGAGUGCUUUACUUUGGUCAACGGCAAAUUCUAUGGGAGUGCCAUCAAAAAGAAGACGCUGAGAUUUAUCCGGAAGGCUUACUGAUAGAUCUAUCUCGAUUUCCCAGUCGGUUCAAGGGCUUCUGUCACAACCAAAUGGGUUGGAGACCCCGGGAUCACGGCGAUCUGUCAAAGUACCAUUACUGGUGCAACAUUGUGAAUACCUACACUCGAGCUAAGUUGACAUUUCCCGGCGAUAAGUUGAUUGCACUUUCAGCUGUCGCGAAGGCUAUGAGAGUGUUACUUCAGGAUAGCUAUGCUGCAGGGAUGUGGCGCCGCUAUCUAGAGCGGCAACUGAUGUGGUCUGUCGCUGUCGGCGAGGCGCAAGCUAGGCCAUCAGUCUACCGGGCCCCAAGUUGGUCUUGGGCGGCGGUAGAUGGACACAUUACUCCGGGUAUCAUGGACGUCGAAGCAGUGGAGAUGUUGAUCGAGGUACAGGAUCUACAUCUCGACUAUGUUACAAGCGAUACAACAGGCCUGAUCAGCGGUGGGUGGCUACAGCUCUGGGGGUGCCUCAAGAAACUUGAGCUUCUGCCCGAUGCCUUGUUCAGCAGUCAUAGCAACAACUACGAGUUCUUGAUGAUGAUUGUUAACGGCGUUUCGGUCAGUGUCCGCGCUGAUUCAGUCAUGAAAGAAUAUCAACCACACGUUUAUCUCGAUGACAACCAGCAAUGGGUUAGCACACAGAACCAUCGACCGGAACUAUUCUGUAUGCCAGCCAGAACAAGACCAGGCAAUGACGGAAGCAUCUACAUGCUAUUGCUGCAGCUUAAAAAUGGAAAAGACGGCACCUUUCGUCGCAUUGGAAUCGCCCGCGGUUGGGGCAAGGAGUUGAGAGAGAGCUUGCUAGCAAGCAAUGCGGAAGAGAUAAGAGCCAAAGACGAUACGAUGGGCAUCAUGGGCAUCUGCAGAUAG
Molecule: messenger RNA, 2835 nt
Organism: Colletotrichum costaricense
Lineage: Eukaryota; Fungi; Ascomycota; Sordariomycetes; Glomerellales; Glomerellaceae
Exons: 6
Coding region: 1-2835 (944 amino acids)
Molecular function (GO): oxidoreductase activity
Source: RefSeq, a predicted model, not a curated record